This is a messenger RNA of Linum tenue, 2445 nucleotides long. The record is from the annotation of a GenBank genome assembly. NCBI's taxonomy places the organism in Eukaryota, Viridiplantae, Streptophyta, Magnoliopsida, Malpighiales, Linaceae.
GUCUUUGGUAGACGAGAACUUUUCCUAAUUGGAAAAGAAAUACGAGAGGAGGAAAGAAGGAUGAAGCUUCUGUAGGGCAAGAAAGUUAGAGCUGUGAGAGAGGAGUGAAUGUGGGGCUUCUACUUCCGUCUUUGGUGAAUUGAAUGGUGACCCAUUAAAACAGACGCCACUCACCACCGCCUUCUUCCCCCCAACUUGCAACUGACGGCCGUCCCUGUUAUUUUUUUCGUCCCACAAACAAAUAUUUAAGAGAGGUAGAGAAAGCUGCUGGCUUCCUCCUUCCUCUCUGUUGUAUCGUUGUCUUCAACAAGCUACCUCCUCCAGCUCCUUCAUUCUCUCCUCCAAAUCUGAUAUUUGCUCAAUCACCCCCUUUCUCCCCAGGAAGAGAUAUCACAUUCCGCCUCCUGAAUCCCAAUCGCAGAAUAACCCGAACCUGCUUUCCUUCUUCUUCUUCUUCAUCUGUUUUCCGUUGAGAUUUCUGUUUCGUGGUUCUGGGUUGAGAUUUUCCCCGGUUCCUCUUCUCACAGGUAAACUUCCCUUCCCUUGCCUGUCUGUUGCUCGCCCUUCUUCUUAUUCUACCAAACGAUCUCUUGAUCCGCGGACAUGGGUUUUCUGUAAUGAUUUCUGCCUUCGAAGAUUUCCGCUUUCAUGUUCCCCCCUCCCAAAUGUUUGGUCCUGUGAACUUUCAGAUGUUUCUGACAAACCGGAGGGAUCUUUUUCUUCUUUUAAUGCACAAGGAUACUUAACUGCCAUCUGGGUUUUGGAUCUUUUGGUUGAAAGCUUCGUACUUUAGUUUCUGUGUUUGCCCAACUUCCCUCCAUUGGCGUUUUCUCCAACAUCUAUCUGCAUAGGUUGAAUCUUGAGUUGGAGGCACUGUUUAACCAUGGGGGAGGCUCCAGCUUUCUACGCUGACAACCUGCAGAAUGGCUUUGAUAUAAAAACAAUCAAAGCCUGCGAAACCUCCAUUAGCAUACAGUGUAAAACAUAUGUCAUUGGUAGUAGUGAUGACGCCUUCGUGGUUCGGAUCUGUGAUCAAACUACUGGGAAUUGGGUCAUUCCUAACAUUCUCGGAACAAAACCAAAGCCAGGUAAAGGCUAUUCAGCUGCGGCACUGAAUGAAGAUCGAAUCGUGAUGAUUAAGAAGGGAUCUUCCUCAGAUGACUGCAUUUGGUUUCUUGAGGUGGACACUCCAUAUGUCAAGGAGCAGAAACAAAUUCUUGGCGCUGAGGUUGUAGCCUGGAGUAAAGGUGUAAGAGGCAAUGCAGAGGCACCAAUUGUCAUCAGUGGUCCUUCCGGAGUAGGAAAAGGAACGUUGAUAUCAAAGCUCAUGGAGGAAUUCCCAUCCAUGUUUGGAUUCUCUGUGAGUCACACAACCCGAGCACCAAGGGGCAUGGAGCAGGAUGGUGUACACUACCAUUUCACUGAAAGAGCUGUUAUGGAGAAGGAUAUCAAAGAUGGAAAGUUUCUCGAGUUUGCCUCUGUCCAUGGCAACCUUUACGGAACCAGCAUUGAAGCCGUCGAAGUGGUGUCAGAUUCUGGAAAGCGAUGCAUCCUUGAUAUUGAUGUUCAAGGAGCAAGAUCUGUGAGGGCAAGCCCUCUGGAUGCAGUCUUUGUCUUCAUAUGCCCCCCAUCCAUGGAUGAGCUUGAGCAUCGCCUUCGUGCAAGAGCGACAGAGUCUGAGGAGCAGAUCCUUAAGCGACUGCGCAAUGCGAAGGCUGAGAUCGAGCAAGGCCAAUCCUCCGGCAUCUUUGACCACAUCCUCUAUAAUGACAACCUCGAAGAGUGUUACCAAAGCCUUAAAAAAAUUAUUGGCUUGGAUGGACCUGUGGUUGCUACCCAGAAAACAGCAGCGCCUCUAGGAAUCAAUCUCCCGGAAGAGCAUUCAGUGUCGGCAAUGGAUAGCAAAAUCAUCAUCAAGGGUGGAACUGCAGAACUAGAGAAUGCCUCAAAGAACUUGAUUGUGUUGGAUGUGUCCUCUCUCAAGGGAGGAGCUCCAGGGCGGACGAGAGGACUCGAGUUGCACGCUGUCGACUCCUUCUCCGACGGCCUGACCUCGGAUUGCUGACAAGAGAAGAGCCCCCCGGAAACUAACUUGAAUGCUGACAUGCUGUUUAUUUUCAUCUACGCCAUUUCUUAUUUAUUUACUAAGUGGGAAAUAUAGCAGCAGUGAGUCAGUGACAGAAAGCUUCAUUGAUAGACUUCAAAACCUUCACAUGAUAACUUGCAUAUCUUGGUUCUUUAUAGUUUUGAUGGCUUCCUUUCAUAGUUUCAUUCCAUUCAGUCCUAUCCUAACUUCCUUGCUUCUGGUACCCGAUCGCCUUCGUGAUCGGCUUCCAACACACCAUAACUAGUAAUGCACUUGCUCGCCGCGUUCUCUACAAUAGCCCGAACUGCUAACUGGACAGUUGCCGAGGCAUCAAAAUAGCGCUUACGCGCCUAUUCGCA